AAUAAGGAGUGAUUGCAUCAAAAUUGAAGGGAUUGUGGAUUUAUCGUUUCUGAGUUCAUAAACAUUUUGCAAAUACAUUAGCAGUGAAUAAAAAGUUGUUUGGAGUUGCAUGUAUGUGUUCCACUAUGUGCUCAGACACCCUGGAGUGUAUGUCACUUCUGUCCCACAUCUUCUAUUUCAAAAGAAGAAUAUCCUCUCCUAUCCUGCUCCCAGUGAAAACAACUCUCACUCCUGUUCUGAUCCCACUCAGACUGACUUCCACUCCUGAUCCACUUCCAUUUUGAAGCUGGGCGGUGGCUGCCAUGGCAACUGCUGAAUCAUCCUCCCCAGUCAGCGGCAGUCUUCUUAUUCCAUUUUGGUUAGUAAGGCCUUGCAUCAUCCGGGAAAAUUAAUCUUGCUCCUUCCAUUAGCUUUAUUAGCUUUCGAACAACAGGGGGUAGGGCCGUUUAGUCUUGGGAAGUGAGGAAGCACAAGCAGCAGGCCUUCCAAUGGGAAACCUACCCACAUCGGUGAAGCACUGCCUGAGCUAUGACCAACUCAUCCAGGACUAUCCGUGGCUGAGACGCUGGCUGCUGGAGCAAGCAGAGACUGCUUCUGAGUAUCCAGAGAGUGUGAAAAUAGUUGAAGUUGGGCCCAGAGAUGGACUCCAAAAUGAAAAGGAAAUUCUUCCGACAGGAGUUAAAAUCCAGCUGAUAGACAUGCUAUCGGGAUCAGGCCUGCGUGUGAUCGAAGCCACCAGUUUCGUCUCUUCAAAGUGGGUACCGCAGAUGGCCGACCACACUGAGGUUCUCAGAGGAAUCAAGAGAGCGCCUCAUGUUCAGUACCCGGUAUUAACACCCAACAUGCAAGGCUUUCAGGACGCUGUUGCAGCCGGCGUUACUGAAGUGGCAGUGUUUGGCUCCGCGUCUGAGACCUUCAGCUUGAAAAACAUAAAUUGCUCUAUUGAUGAAAGCAUGCGAAGGUUUGACGAGGUUGUCAAGGGUGCCAAAGCGAAAAUGAUUCCAGUCCGUGGGUACGUUUCCUGUGCCCUUGGAUGCCCGUACGAAGGACAGAUUGAUCCAUCCAGAGUUGCCGAGGUAGCCAAGAGAUUGUAUGAGAUGGGAUGCUACGAGGUCUCCGUGGGGGACACCAUUGGCGUGGGCACUCCAGGGUCCAUGCGUAAAAUGCUGCAGUGUGUCAUGAAGGAGGUUCCGGCCAGCGUUCUUGCAGUUCACUGCCAUGACACAUACGGUCAAGCCUUGCCAAACAUCCUUACCGCACUUCAGAUGGGAGUGCGCGUGGUGGACUCAGCAGUGGCUGGCCUGGGUGGUUGCCCGUACGCUCAGGGUUCAUCUGGCAAUGUGUCAACGGAGGAUGUUCUCUACAUGCUCCACGGCAUGGGCAUCCACACUGGGGUAAACCUGGCCAAAGUCCUGGAGGCAGGUGACUUCAUCUGUACUGCUUUGCAGCGCAAGACAAACUCCAAAGUUGCUCAGGCACGAAGCGGGAUGCCGUGAUUUUGAUGAUUGUUUUGGCCCCCCUCACCCCCAAAAAACAAAAAUCAACUCAACUUGAUGAUGAGAGCUUUUCCGGUUUUGACUGUCUUUGCAUUCUCUGUGUAAGGCAAUUGUACUGCAAUGAGUUAGGAAUGUGUCUGACAUUUAAAGUAUGUCUAAUUUAAAUAAGCUGACCCCAUUAAUACUAACUCAUUAUCAGGAUCAGAAUUGGAAUUCUGCUUUGCAAUCUAAAAUGAUCUACAGAAGAAGGCAUACUUACAUAUAGUGAGUGGCCUUUUUUAGCGGCUUGCAGUCAUCUGCUCAUUUGAUAUCUCACUUACAUUCAUAUCACUAAUGAUCCCAGCAGAUGGAUAUAGUGCCUCGUUAUUUUUCACCAUUAUAGGCUCGUAAAAUAAGAAUGUAUUAUAUCUGCCAUAUAUGUUUUGAAAGCUUUGGUGAAAAAGGCUACCUUCCAAUAUUUUGCAAUAUGAACAGGAAUUUAGAUUCUGAUUCUGCAGAAUUUAUCCUCAGGAUUAGCAAAAUUACUUUAAAUGUCAUGAUUUCGUUUUUGUCAUGCGAAUACUGUAUAACAAUACCUGCAGACUGAAUAAAGGUAGCAGAUGCCAAUAAAGUGAGCUCACCAACCUUUC
This is a messenger RNA of Hippocampus zosterae (dwarf seahorse), 2125 nucleotides long. It is a transcript of the gene hmgcll1, whose product is annotated as 3-hydroxymethyl-3-methylglutaryl-CoA lyase-like 1. Gene Ontology annotation, biological process: ketone body biosynthetic process; L-leucine catabolic process. The coding region runs from base 489 to 1496 and encodes 335 amino acids. Lineage: Eukaryota; Metazoa; Chordata; Actinopteri; Syngnathiformes; Syngnathidae. Gene Ontology annotation, molecular function: hydroxymethylglutaryl-CoA lyase activity. The transcript has 10 exons. The record is from RefSeq and is a predicted model, not a curated record.